AUGUAAUCUGAGAUAGGGAAAUAAAGAAUGGCUUUUAAAUAAAUGCUUUCUCAAAUUCAAACAAUGACGAAGAUGUUAUGGGACGUAACAGAAACUAUAAAUUAAUUAUACGAUUGGAUUGAAAAGAAAAAUGCCGAAAAGAAUGUAUCAGUUAUGGAGAUGGAGAAAACGUAAAAUUGGUUGGAUUAAGAAAGUAAGUCAUAUAUCUAAAAGAUAAAUGAAGAAAUAAAUAAGCUUAAGUCAUUAAUUAUGUAUUAAGUUCAAUCUUAAUAUAGGCUUCAACCUAAUUAGGAAGAAAGUGAAGUAUAUUAAAGAAAGGAAGAUCUUUAUGAAAUUUUAGCCUACAUUCAGGAUAUUGAUGAAUCAAUAUUCAAAGGGAUUCUUUAAAUACUUAAAGAGGAGAAAAUCACAGACCUUCUAAGUUUUCUUUCUAAAACAGGCAAACAAAAGUUUCAAUAAUAUAUUGUCAAUAGUUAAGCAAAUAAAUGA
Paramecium sonneborni is the source of this 489-nucleotide messenger RNA. NCBI's taxonomy places the organism in Eukaryota, Ciliophora, Oligohymenophorea, Peniculida, Parameciidae. The record is from the annotation of a GenBank genome assembly.